AUGAAUUUUCAACAAACCAACGGAAAUUCCUUUAACAAACAGAAUUUAAAUAAUAAUCCGGAAAUCAUGAAUAAUGGUUCUAUGAACGCUAAUGGUAAUAGUAAUGGCAAUAGUGCUCCAGGAAUGGCCUCUUCGCAUAAUAAUGACAUGCAAGUUUUAAUCUCAGAUUCAAUAUCUGCAAACCCUGACCAAUUGUUAAAUGCCUAUAUUUACGACUAUUUGGUAAAAGCAGGGUUAGAUUCAAGUUCUAAAGCAUUUUUACAGGAAGCUAAUGUUCCGAUGAGUAAGAACGGCCAACCAGUCAAUAAGUCUCAGUUUAAUGACAAUAAUAUUCAACCAAAAAUCGAAUUAUCGAUGGAUUCCCCUCGUGGCUUUUUACAUGAAUGGUGGGAGAUAUUCUGGGAUAUAUUCAAUGCCAAGGCUGGUAAAAUGAGUUCUCAAAGGGCUCAGAUAUAUUAUAGUAUCGAAAAUCAAAGGAGAUCCAAAAAUUCAUCUUUAGUGAACUUCCCUCUGCAUACCAACUCCCCUCAAACCCCAAUUCAGCACACACCAAUACCUCAGCCGUCUUUACAGCAGCAACAGCAACAGAUGGUGAAAAAUGGACAAAUUAUGAAAAAUGGACAGAUUAUAACAUCAAACCCAAACUCGCCAAUGGUUCACAGCCCUUUGACCGUUAACCCUCCAAUGAAUUCAUUCGUCUUUCCUCAGCAGAGGUCGACUCAACAGACAAGAAUACAACAACAACAACAACAACAACAGCAACAACAACAACAACAGCAACAACAACAACAACAACAACAACAGCAACAGCAACAACAACAGCAACAGCAACAGCAGCAGCAGCUAAAGAAAAAAAAGGGGGUCAAUGGUGCAGUUAGAACUCCUCCAAAUCAUAUGGCAAUGGUCUCGCCUCCUAUCCAACAACCCCCAAUAACUAUGCUAAGUCAUCAAUACCUUCCUCAACAACCUUCCUUGUCAGCUCAUCCUUCCCAAGUUAUGGCGCAGCAUGGUCAAGCAUUGAAUGGCUCAUCGAACAUGGCCCCUCUUCCGAGUGCAAGGUCCUUUGAUAGCGAUGAUGCAAGUGGCAAGCAGCAGCAGCAAAAUAUCAAAGAGUUAAAUAAUGAGGAAAGUGGCCCUAGUGACUCUAAAAGACCUUUAUCUGCUUCAAACCAGCAAUUUAGUAAACAAGGCGACGAGGUUGGUGCUAGUAAUCUGCUCACAGGAAAUCAAGUGAUGGAUAAUAAAAUGAGCGUACUAAGGGAUUAUCAGCUACAAUUAAUUAUUCUAGAGCGCCGAAACAAGAAGAAUUUGGAGGUUUUCAAAAAUGAUAAACCUGUUCAAGGAACUGCGUUUGUAGAUAAUAAUUUGAAUGUUGGUCAACUACCAGAAAAUGAUAAGAAAAAUGAUGGUACUACAAAACUGCUGGUUAAAAUAGAAGAAAUUAAUAAUGCUUUGGAUGGAGAAUCUUUGGAGGACAAAAUUGAUGACAAAGAUAAUAGACUUGAAACUACCACAACUGCUACAGUUGUCACCAGCUCCGGUAAGAAGAGGAAACCAAGGAAGAAAAAGACUGCCGCUGUAACUGCUGACCCUGAAUCUUCAUCUCCCGCAGAUCCUUUGACACCAAUAAUGAGUAUUGCCGCUAAUGAUGUGGGUGCCCCCAAUACUGGGAAAAGUGGUCGUGAUACACCAACCCUAUCAACAAUUCCGGCAGCUUCUGGCAAAAGAAAGCCUUCAGCCACAUCUAUUUAUCAUUCUAAUAAAAAACGAGAUACAAAGCAGUCGUCGAAGUUGGACCCUAAAACAAAAAGUACUAAGAAGAACACUAUUGUGGUGAAUAAUGGCAAACAUGAACUUUUGGGUACAUCAAUUGACACUGCCUCUCAACGCCAACAACAAAGAGAUGAAACCAGUCAAUUUAAUGGGAACCAGGAACAAUCCCAAGCCCUGCAACUGCAGGCGCAUGGCGAUUUCAAUUCUGACGAAUUCAUGUUUAAUGAAAAUGGAUUUGAUCUCGGCUUUUAUUUCGACAAUAAUGAUUGGAACCAAGAUAUGCAAUGA
Molecule: messenger RNA, 2061 nt
Organism: Saccharomycopsis crataegensis
Lineage: Eukaryota; Fungi; Ascomycota; Saccharomycetes; Ascoideales; Saccharomycopsidaceae
Product: LisH domain-containing protein
Exons: 1
Coding region: 1-2061 (686 amino acids)
Cellular component (GO): nucleus
Molecular function (GO): protein binding
Source: RefSeq, a predicted model, not a curated record